Molecule: messenger RNA, 606 nt
Organism: Eremomyces bilateralis CBS 781.70
Lineage: Eukaryota; Fungi; Ascomycota; Dothideomycetes; Eremomycetales; Eremomycetaceae
Product: trimeric LpxA-like protein
Exons: 2
Coding region: 1-606 (201 amino acids)
Molecular function (GO): acetyltransferase activity
Source: RefSeq, a predicted model, not a curated record
AUGGAGAUUUCGGAGAACAGGCAAAGAAUGCUACGUGGGGAGCUGUACCACGCCUUUACGCCAGAACUUGUCGCAGCUCGUCGUCGUUGUGCUCAAGCUUGCGAACGAUACAACAACAAAGGCGAAGUUGAUAGACGCAAACAGGUGGAGCUGUGGAGGGAAAUCGUGGAAGAUGCGCAACCGUUACCACCAAGAGACCCAAACCCAGAAGCAGAUGAGAAGUUGCUUGAGGAAGAAUCUUGGGUAGAGACUCCUAUAAAUAUUGACUACGGAUUCAAUGUGAAGCUCGGUCCUAAUGUCUUUAUCAACUUCAACUGCACCAUGCUAGAUACGUGCACCAUCACCAUUGGUGCGAGGACUCUCGUCGGUCCAAGUGUCAGCUUCUAUAGUGGAACACAUCCAUUGGAUCCGACUCUCCGAAACGGCACCAAAGGACCGGAACUGGGGAAAGAAAUCUGGAUUGGCGAGGACUGCUGGAUUGGUGGUAACGCUAUCAUUCUUCCCGGUGUACGGAUUGGACGUGGCUGUGUCGUUGGUGCAGGCAGUGUUGUGACAAAGGUAUGGCGAGCUACCCCGAGGGCACCGAAUCCUCUGCCUGCAUUUUGA